Molecule: messenger RNA, 2263 nt
Organism: Trachymyrmex cornetzi
Lineage: Eukaryota; Metazoa; Arthropoda; Insecta; Hymenoptera; Formicidae
Product: transmembrane protein 135
Exons: 9
Coding region: 590-1993 (467 amino acids)
Source: RefSeq, a predicted model, not a curated record
UUCGCGCUGUUACGAGUAUUAUCGUCCGUCAGUGGUCACUGGUCGGCACUGGUCAGUCGUCGACGAUCGCUCGGCGAGUCGACACGGAAGUGGGUGAUCGCUCGUUCGCGAUCGAUCUCGCCGCGUCGCGAGAUUCUCGCGUGUCCUCAUUCUCGCUGAGCCGCCCCGCCGGUUGUGUGUUGACUGUUGUUUCGUCAACGAGAAUCUUGGUGCACUCUCUCUUUGUCUCUCUCUCUCUCUCUCUCUUUCCUCCCUCUCCCUUUCUCCUUCUCAAUCACGUCAGCGACGGGCCGGACGGACGUCAGCGCGGCAGCGUUAGUCGGUUAGUCUGUGAUCUGUAUCGGAUCCGGACGACUUAGGACGACUGGCCUGGACUGACCUGCGUGUCAAUAAGAUGCAGUUUUAUUGACUUUCGUUCGACUUUCUCACGGCCGCGGAGAGAGAGAGGGGGGUCCUCUCUCUUUCUCUCUUUUUUUCAAAUGCGCCGUAUCUAGUCGCGGUGCCGCCGAUAAUUGUGACAUCACGCGGUGUGUUACGCUAACGUCGCCGUUGUUGCCAUCAUCCGUGGUCGCUGUCAAUCGCAGUGAAAAUGCCCGCGCAACUCAGCAAGUUUUCGUUCGAGGUGCCUUGCCGAGAUUACGUUCAUCCAUGGACGGAGUCCUGCGUCAGCGCGACCACCGGUCUCGGUCUGCACUGUCUGCAGGAGUCCCUCAGGAUAUACACGACCGUUUACAUCAUUGCAUUUUUAAUGAGAAGAAAACGACCAACGAAAGAAGAUGUCAAGAAAACUAUGUUGGGUAUCCUCCAAUCCACAGCAUUUCUUUCAUGGAGUGCUUUCUCCUAUUCGAUGUGGAUUUGUUUAUUAAGGCUAGCACUUGGACGUUUUUAUAUACCGACUGUAUCUUUUCUUCCGUCCUUUUUAUCUAGCCUGUCUGCCAUUGUGAUAGAAAGAGCCUCUAGGCGUACAUUAUUGUGUCUCUACGUGUCAAAUGUUGCAACGGAAACUUUGUUCAAGAUGGGUUUGUGGAGAGGAUACUACUCACCUAUUUCGAGAGGAGAAGUCUAUAUAUUUGCCGUAAGCGUAGCUGUAUUACUGUAUUUCUUUCGUUCAAAGACGAACAAACAGGAUCAAGUAUAUAAAAUAUUUAGGAUGAUUAUUGGGCGAUAUGAAGAGACUGAAUAUCUUAGAAAGAAAGACUCGCAUCCCGAAACAUCUUCGAGAAACAUUGCGACUGACAGCGCAAAGGAUGACAGAAGUAUACAUAGGAGCUCUGCAAGACAUAAAUUCAGUAUUCUAUGGAAGUCCUUUGAGGCAUAUAAAUAUAUCAUUAAUAGCUUAAAGGCGCAAAGUAAGGAUGCUUCAUGUCCGCAUCCUUAUAGCUGCGCACAUUAUAUUUUAGCGGAUAGUGCAAGGAUCUUCAGUUAUGGUGUUUGCGGACAAAUAGCGCUUAAACUGAUCUUGCAAUUCAAAAGAUUACUUCAGAAACCAAAAUUACUAAAAACCACCAUCUUUCAAAGAGACAAUUUAAAUCUAGCUAUAUUUCUUGGAGGAUUUGUCGGCCUUUAUAAACUAGUAUCAUGCACGUUAAGAAGAACCUUCCACAAAGAUUCGCACAUUUAUGCUAUUCCUGCUGGACUUAUCGCAAGCGUAACAUUUAUGGCAUACCCCAAUACUACUAUAGCUUUAUAUAUCAUGUGGAAGACACUACAGUUGCUGUGGAACGAUGCAGUGGAAAAGGAGAAAGUACCUGAAAUAAAAUGGUUUGCAAGUUUAUUGUAUUGCUUUAGCACGGCAGUUCUCUUCCAUGCAGCUAUAGUGGAACCACAAAACUUGAGAUCGUCCUAUUGGAGAUUCCUUUACACUGUGUCCGGUGGAAGAAUAGCAGUGAUGUCCCGGUUACCUAUGAAGGUGUUUGGUUUAGAAACACACAAAAAUUUGCAAGAAGUGCUCAGAAAAACGAAAACUACAGAUCAACUUACCUUUUCGUUCUAAAAUAUCGAGUAUAAGUAUCAAGCGUGACAAUACGUACCUUAGUUAGUAUCUUUCCUCGGAAGCGUAAUUCUCUAGAACCAAAGAAGUGUACAUCACAUAUACGUUUUAAAUUGUAUAAAUUAAAUUCUUUGCGAUAAACAAGUGAAACAACAAAAUGUAUUUUAGCGUAGUGAUCUGAACGUUAACGUUUCUACUUUGUUUCUUCAACCUAAUUCGAAGCGAUGUUGCUUGAAUAUGUUGUGAUACUAAACGAACUUAAUACUUUUAUAC